UAAAUCCUACCAACAUGGUUUUACACGUACGUACGCAGAAUAGCUUCUAGAUGCAUAUGAAAAACCACUGGUCAAUCUGCACAUUUUACGCUACCAUUUCCCCAUCGUGUACACUUGCAAUUGGUUUGCCAUAUCCCAAUCACAAGCCAAUCAGAAAGCAGGAAGUGAUGCAAUGACAGACCAAUGGGGGCCUCCUCGCAGAGUCUUCGGAAUGACCCUCACACUCCAAUCAGAGACACCGCGGAGGAGGCUGUCGUUGGGCUGGUAGGCAUCAGAGUUUGGGUUUCACUCCGUGCACGGAAGACAGUCCAGGUGCUGUGGAUGCGGCCGCGGUGAUUAUCAAGAAACGGCGAAUUCCAAGUUUGAGCUGCCUGCAUCGUGGCCGAUUCUUCAAGAAUGCCAUCGCCAAAUUCACAACAGGGAGCUCAGCCUCAAUUACAUGGAUUCUUGACAAUGGCUCAACCAGAGAACGGUCCACUGGGAACCUCAAGCGCUGCUCCGAAUUCCCAAAUCCAUAGGAAACGGUCGUCGGGUGAACAACUCCCAUUCAAGCGCACUACUUCCAAACCGAGGCGGCAUUUAUUGCCAAGCGGCGCUACUCAGGCUGGGAUUGUCUACGUUCUGAUUUUCUUAUGCGCAUUACUUGAAGUAGUAACAUGCAAGCCUCUUACAGAAUAUGCACGCCGGGCCAUAACGGAUAAGUCGUCGUCCCACCUCUUCGAAGACGGUUCAGCCAUGGAACUUUCCUUCCUCCAUGUUUCAGGUCAUGAGUCCCCAGACGACAUGAAAACGACGUCAAGUGCCACCCCUCGUUCACUAAGUGUGAUUUCCGAAAGCCCAGUUACCGUAAAUGACGCAAGACCAAGGAAUCAGAGUCAAACCCAGGACAGUGGUUCGGGGCUUCAAACAUCAAGAGUCUAUUCUACAAAGAAUGUGCCUAACAUAUUUCCCCUUGGCGGGAAAAUACCAGUGACAGCAAAAGACAUCCCCCUGUAUUCAGGAGACGAUCUCAUGUAUAGCACAUUUCAGGAGACCUUUCCAUAUUCUAACACUGGAAAUUCUAGAAGGACCACGCCCAUUCCAAACAAACACGAAGGAAAGUUGGCUAGUGAAAUGCUCUCUACGUCACCCGCAUCGCCAGUUGACAAAGUUACCAUGGCGACGGGCAUGAACCGCACUGUGCAUGAAUCCGCUCACAAUGCUAACAUUCAAAUUUCCACGGAAGCCUCCGUAACUCAACUCAAACAUGAAGCAGAGGUGACUGAUGAAGCAAAAACUACAAUGCCCACCUCCCAUGAAAGGAAGCCUAAAAUAGAGAUAAAUUCCAACCACAAGCGUCAUGAAUCAACGGAACAUUCUGACCCAUCAAGCACACCCAAGAACAAACCCACCACAGACAAACAUCGAACGAAGACGACAGAUGAUGAAUUGAUAACCACGCCAGACGCCCCGCCUGAUAAAUCUGUCACAUCUCCAAGUAGCAACACUGAAGAGAUUGUUUCUAGGGAAACCGCAAGUGUUCAAUUCAUCUCAACCUCUGUGCCUGACAGCGUAACAACAAACACAGCUUUCGAAGAAUCUGUAAUGCCGUCUGCCUCCAACUCCGAGGCAGUCGGCCUUGCCACUUCACACGAAUCAUUCAACCACAGGUCAACUACAGUUCAUCGGAAAGGGGUGUCAACCUCAACGAACUCCCCCAGUCCUACUUUCGACGAGAUUAGUACCUAUUCAGAGUUUAGCGAUCGCUCAACUUUAUCACAGGGUCAAAGAAAUUCGUCUGUAAGAAAUGGCACAAUGGAAGUUACCAACAAAACCUUGACGACUCUCCAGUAUUCCCCGCUUGCACGUCAGACCGACAGUGACGUCACCAAGCUUCCAGUGCAGACUCGAAUACGUCACGGCAUUACGGAGUCAAAUAGCGGAUUCACUGAAGAAAGACAUCCAUGGAUUAAAUUACAGGGAAGAACUUCGAUUGUGACCGAUCCUCAAACAUCACCUGAAUCUUCGUUACAAUCAACAAAGUUUGCAAAUCUGGCAACAGUGAGUUCAACUAAGAAGUCAACGGAUGCAUUGAUACCAACAUCCUUCCUUUUCCAAAACCCAAACAAAGAUAACAGUGCCCUGACGGAUUCUCCCAAAAAUGAACACUUAUCACCUCCAAUACUUCAGGAUAAACAUGAGAGAAUAACAUUAUCGGCUAAAAGUGGAGUUGUAGAAACAAACAUUCCUUCCGUUACAGCAUCCACUAGAAAUAAGUUUGCCACUACUCCAAUGGAAUCAGAGAGCGCUUCUACUUUAAAAUUCUCCACAAAUACGUAUGAAAUGACAGACAACGUGGGCCAAUCAUUAACUGACAAAUACACAGUUUCUGAAAUGUCAACAGAGGGUUCCCCAAGCUCUACGAGUCAAUUCGCAACGAGCUUUUAUAGCCAGACGACAUUAGGACACAGAAUUUCAUCGCAACCAAUGCCAGAAGCUUCUGCAACAUCGCCAACUACAGAAAUGGAAAAGAUCGUGGCCACAUCUAAAUCUCCUCCGAACCAAAAGGCGUCAACAGCUAAAUCCACUGUCACCCAAUUACCCCCAACGAAUUUUCCUACCCAAAUGGUGGCUGGGGUUUCGCCAACGGCGACCGAGGGAGCAACAGUGUUUACAAGUUCAACUUCUAAUCCAUUUGGGCUGACAUCUCCAACAUCUCACGGCUUGUCUGAACCGUCGAGAAUUCUUUCGUUGCCUUCAUCAGUUUCAAGCGACCUCGUUAUAUCCCUAACAACUACCUCGGCUACUGUACCCAUGAAACCAGGCAAAUCUACAGCAACAUCAACCACAAUCAAACCGUCAACUGAGCAAAUACCCAGGAUUCUCUGGCCCCUUACCAUGUCACCGGAGUUAGAUUCUAACACUGAAGAAAUUAGCCCGACAACAACAACUCCUGCCAAGCUUGAUUUUACUUCCCGUCAUUUGGAAACUAACACUUCUCCAUUGUUAAAAACAACAACUCCUCCAACGUCGAAAUCGACAGCUUUUCAUAUGUUAAAAUCGACAGCUGAGCCCACGUUGGAAUCAGCAACCGAACUUAUAUUGGAAACAGUGGCUUCCCCCUUUCAGCAUUCGACAACUCAACCCUUGCGUGAAUUGAAUACUGAGCCCAUGGAGUUACCAGUAACAUCCAGGUGGAAUCUACCAGAAUCUACAUCAAAGCAAAUGCCUGAAUCUACGACUGAAUUCACAUUGGAAUCAGUAACUAACCCCGUGCUUGAAUCGAAAACUUCCCCUGUGUUGUCGGGUUCUCUCUGCAAAUCUGCCACCCCAAGGUCGGAACCAGAAACCUCUACUGUCUUGUCAUUAGCAACUUCUGCCACAAUGGAAUCAGUGACUACACCAAUAUUGAAAUUAGCUGCCUCUACCGUGCUUAAAAGAACAACUUCCCCAACACAACAAUCUACAAAACAUUCCAUACAUUCAUCAGAAUAUACAGCUCCCGCCAUGCAAUCCCCAACCUCUAAAAUCAGUGCAUCAAAAACCUUCCCGAUGCUUGGGUCGACAACAUCUUCUGUUUUGCAGUCGACAAAUUCUCAUAUGCUUGGGUUUAACAGUUCUUCAGUGCCGUCAACAACAAAUCCAAUAUUGGAUUCGGCAAUUUCGACCAUACUGGAAUCACCAACCUCUACCAUAACAGAGUCGGCAUCUUCCCAGAGUAGUGAGGUGGUAACUUCACAUGGAGCGAAAUCAGUAACCUCACCUGGAGCGAAAUCAGUAACCUCACCUGGAGCGAAAUCAGUAACUUCACAUAGAGCGAAAUCAGUAACUUCACUUGUAGUAGGACCAGUUACUUCUCCCACUCCGGAAUCAGCAACUUCACCUAUAUUGGCAUUAAUAACUUCCCCUAUGUUGUAUCCUAAAACUACUCCCUAUAUAGCACCGACAGCAUCUUCAAGUGUGAAAUCGAAUUCGUCAUCUACUUCAGAAUCAUCUCCAAAAGCAACUUCCAUGCAAGGAUUGAAAACGUCAUCCAGGUUGGACUCAUCUUUAAAAGCCACUCCCAUUGAGAAAUAUACAACUUCAACUAUAUCGCCCAAAGUUGCUAUCAGUGUGGGAUCAACAGUGUCACCUAUAAAUUAUUUCGAAUUAUCUUCCAAAGCUGAUCCCAGUCAGAAAUUGACAACGUCAGCGCUCUUGGAACCAGUCACACCUAAGCUGGAAUCGACAACGCUCCCUAUUUUCAGAUCACCUCCAAAAGUCACUUCCACUCUGGAAUUGACAUUGUCACCUAUUUUGGAGUCAUCCUCCAAAGCUACUGCCAUUCCUGAAUUGACAACAUCAGCGCUCUUGGAGCCGUCCUCCAAAGCUACUUUCAGACUGAAAUCGACAAAGUCACCUAUUUUGGAGCCAUCCUCCAAAGCUACUGCAGGUCUGGAAUGGACGACGUCACCCAUGUUGGGGUCAACCCCCGAAGCUACUGCCACACUGGAAUCGACAAUAUCACCAGUUUUGGAGCCGUCCUCCAAAGCUACUGCAGGUCUGGAAUGGACAACGUCACCCAUGUUGGGGUCAACCCCCGAAGCUACUGCCACACUGGAAUCGACAAUAUCACCAGUUUUGGAGCCGUCCUCCAAAGCCACUCCCACUCUGAAACCAACAACGUUAUCUACUGUGGAAACGUCAUCCAGAGCUACAUCAAGUCUUGAAUCGACAACAUCACCUAUUUUGGAGUCCUCCUCAAAAUUCUCUCUCUCUCUGGAAUCAACAAUGUCCCCUAUUGUGGAAACAUCAUCCAAAGCUACAUCAAGUGGGGAUUCGACAUUUUUUGGGUCAUCUCCCCAAGCUACUGCCAGACUGGAAUCGACAACAUCACCUGUUUUGGAGCCGUCCUCCAAAGCCACUCCCACUCUGGAAUCGUCAACGUCACCGAUGUUACAACCUGAGACUUCUCCAAUGCUUUCUUCUCAAGCUAUCCCCAUUUCGAAAUCAACAGCCUCAACCACGGUGGAAUCAACAGGGCCAGCUAUGCAGGAAUCAACCGAUUUUUCCUCCUCAUUGAGUUCUCUCAUUUGGGCAACAACUUUUCACAUGAUGAAAUCAUCAAGUACAUCUGGUCGGGAAUCUACAACUUCUCCCUCACUAGACUCAUCCACUGCUUCCAUGUUGGAAGCAUCAAGUACUCCAAUUUUUCAAUCAGCCUCUUCUCUGGUAGUUUCUGGAACUUCAGCCAUGGCACCGCCGACAACUGUUUCUGUGUUGGAAACAACUACUCUCUCUACUGAACUAAGUACUUCUUCAGCGAAAUCGACAGUGUCUUCAUCAGCAUCGCCUCCUGAAUCGACUUCUCCUGUGAUGGGAUCUGUAACCUCCUUGCAUAAAUCUUCUCUUAUGCCUGAACUGAGUAGACCUGUCGGUGGUUUGUUGAAAUCCACACCAACCUUGCUUGUAUCAACAACUGCUCCUACGUCCAAACCGACGCCGUCCUCUCAGUUGGAACCCACAACUUUCUUGCGUGCAGCAGCAUCUUCUCCUAUCAUGCCCAAAAUGUCAACUUCUCCUUUGUUGAAAUCAACAACUUCAUUUCCACAAAUGGAUACUUCUCCUUCUUUGAAAUCCACAAGAAUCUCGCAUACACCAACUUCUAUGCCUGACGCAACUUCUUCCAUGCUCCCACUGACCACUUCUUCUCUGUUGAAAUCAAUGGCAUCAUUGCCCAAAUCACCAACUUCUCCCGUGGUCGAAAUGACUGCUCCCCAAAUGUUUGAAUCCACAACUGUCACAGCUACCCUGCCCGAAUCUUCAACCUCUCUCAUUCCUGGACUCGGAGCUUCUUUGUUGGAAUCCACAACUCCCUUGCCUGAGUCAACAUAUUCUUAUGUGUCCAAACGAACUCCGUCGUCAACAAAAUCCACCGUUCCCUCGACCGAAUCAUCAACUUCUUCCGUGCCUGAACUUGUUACUUCUCGUUUGUCAAAAUCCACAACUCCCUUGCCCGAAUCUUCAGCUGCUCCUAAACUGGAAUCUCGUACUCGUUUAUCAGAAUCAACAAUCCCCUUGCUUGAAUCGACAACUGUGUCCGUUUCUCAAAUGAGUGGAUCUCCUGUAUCGAUAUCGUCUGCUUUCCCUUCGGUAGCAUCUACAUCUUCGCCCCUGGAAACAUCUGCAACUGUACCAUUGAUUAGCAGAAGAAGCUCGACUUCCGAAAUGCCUCAUGCAGAGGCAACUGCAGCUGCGCUGAUCACUGAGGACAUCAGGACUGACAAUAGAGUCAAUGAGUGCGACCUGCUGCAAGCCUUCAGUUGUCACCUGAUCACAGAGACGUGCGUUGAUACGAAGGACGCCUAUCGCUGCAAAUGCAGACGGGGAUUUUACAGAGACCAAACUGGCGCCUGUAGUGAGGGAAUCUCUUUCUUCGGAAGACUAAAGAUAGAUGCUUUUAUUCACGAAGAAAACAAUGUGAUACCAGCUACUUACACUCCAGACCUAGAAGAUCCAAAUACAACAAGUUUUCUAGAGCUUUCUGAACUCAUAAGAAAUACGAUCGACUUCGUAUUUCAGCAAGACUCCAGAACAGAGACACUGUAUCGAGGCUGUGAUGUGAUUCGAUUCAGGCCCGGUAGUAUCGUCACCGAGGUGCAGAUCAUCAUGGACGGGCGAUCGUCUUGGAAUGACACUAACCUGGAAAUCGUGCUCACUAAUGCCGUGGAAAAUGGGACUUUUCUGAACCAUGGGGGCUUUAUUGUGGCUGCAAAUUCCGUACUUGUGACUCCUCUUGAUGAGUGUGCACAGAAUCUUCAUGAUUGCUCUGAGUAUGCUACCUGUCAUGACCAGCCGACACGCUUCACUUGUGUAUGCAGUGAAGGAUACAGGGACCUAAACCAUCAAGACGUAAUUCCGGGAAGAUAUUGCGAGCCAGUUGACCAUCCAAGCCAGAGGCCUCCAAUCAACCAGGUGUUUUUCAUCGUAGCCAUCGUUCUGCUCGCGUCAGUUUUUCUUCUGGUCAUCUUCACCAUAACCCUAGUCAUCCUGUGCAAAAACUGCCGAUCGCCGAACAAGACCAGUGGCACCGCCAAGACAGCGGACGCCUUGGCCGACGUUACUACCCCGAGGAGAAUCUCGGAUGCGUUUCUGGCCGGGGGUGACGUGGAGACGGGAAUGUGGUGUCCAGGGGAGAAGGAAAUGGACAACUGGUCGACUGGGAGCUCGUCUAGUACAGACCCUAUGUCACAGAAAGAUAAAGAUAUAACGAAUGGCCGCGUGGCACCAAUAGCCAAUAUUUCUGAGUUGGAGUUUGAGAUCGUCUGUGAGGCUGGCAUCGAAGACGAAACAGGAAUGAGCACUGCUAAAUCAAGCAAGAGCGAUAAACCAACACCAACAGUUAACAGGGCCUGCGGCGACGAAAAUUCAAACACGGUUUCGUCGAGUGUUGAAAGUACUAAAAAUAAGACACCCCAAAACCGCAGCCAGAACGAAGUUGGUUCGGGAACGGGCAAAGCAAGACGCAGUAGGCAGCACUGCGCCCUCAACGACGGAAGGAAGGAAGCCCAAAGUUCGACCAAACCCCAAGAGUGUGCUGGGAGGACGACAUUAAUUUAGGUCAUGUCUGAUUGGAGGAUGUUAUCGUGUGUAGUAGUGUCUUAUUUGUAUUGGUCCGUGAAUUUUGAAGACUUUUUUGCGGUUCACAAAGGCUGAACGAGCUACCGUGCUUUAAUUUAAAAUCGGGACGCAUCAGCCGAGAUCGAUGCAAACUAUUUUUUAUGCGAGUCGACAGACUGAACAAAAUUUUAGAAUGACUGAGCGUCCCGUGUAGUGACAAAGGAUGGGGACUCAGAAGAUUUAAUUGAGAGAGUCAAAAUCAAGCCAAGAUUUUACUCUCGAUGUCAACUUCCUUUGAUUGGAUUCCUUUAGCCCAGUGACGUAUUUGGGGUGAAAUUUCGGCAGGAUGGGGAAUGGGAUGCAAGCGUUUUGUUAGGGGACACUGAAAGCAAAUGAGCUGUAGCUAAUAGGGUUUGUUCAGUUGAAGAUUCAUCCCCUGGGGGAUUCAUAUCCCGUGCCCCCCCCCCCAUUAUAUCAGUCAGUGGCUUAAAUCUGUGUCGGAAAUUGGGGGAGGGGGGGCAGUGGGGGAGGACUUGCCCGGCCAUGGAAAUUAAAAAAGCGGGGGGCCAUAUACA
Acanthaster planci (crown-of-thorns starfish) is the source of this 8153-nucleotide messenger RNA. RefSeq lists its product as uncharacterized. Gene Ontology annotation, molecular function: calcium ion binding. The record is from RefSeq and is a predicted model, not a curated record. Lineage: Eukaryota; Metazoa; Echinodermata; Asteroidea; Valvatida; Acanthasteridae.